AUGCACCAACACCAACAACAACAACAGCACCAGGGCGAUGCAGCCGCGGACGAGGUGCGCGACGAGAUGGUCAAGAUCGCCAUGAGCAGCACCGGCAGCAUCGACGGGGCCACAAUGGACCGACUGUUUGGCACCAUUGCCAUGAUCAAAAAGGAGAAGUGGCGACACCUUGGCAGCGGAAACGGCAGUACCACCAACACCACCUCCAACGCAACCGACCACCUGCGUCUUUCGGCCAGCCUUUUCGCCCGUCUACGCCGCCUCAACCAGACACACUUUGACACGAUAAUGGUCAAGUGGCUGAAACGACUCCGCAUGUUGCGCGACCGGCCUGCCGUUGCGAUCAUCUAUCCCGUCUUUGUCGUCUUUGGCUGUCUGGACCUGGCCAGCCUACUGGCCACAACGGCCGACGAGCAGCCACGUGAGCCGGGUGGCCCAGUGCAGUCGCCAGCUCGUAACACCUGGCGCACGUCGUACCUGCAGGACGUCCUGGCUCUGCUCACGGCCCCAAAGGCCGAUCGUGGCUCAGGAUCUAGCUGCAAUGCCACCCUGACCUGCGACGAGAACCAACGGUUCCGCCUGUUCCUGAGCGAGGCCCCUUUUGCGGCUCCGGCUGCCAUUGCCGCUCUCGUGCGCAAUGCCGUGGCCGAGAUGACCCAGUGGCGACGACAGCAAAACAUGACCACCGCAGCCGGCCAUCAUGCGGCGCCUCGCAGCAGCGUCGACGCCCUUGCCGUCUCACGGCUGCUGCGCACAGCUGCCGUAGCCGACGCCACCGCUGCUGCUCAUGCGCUCGCCCAGACGACCGAUCAGGCAGUGCGGCGUGGACUCUGGGAGAUGACCACGCUGGCUCUCACGCGGCAGGUAGUGCCAGCUCGACCAGCCCUUGACAUGCUGCGCGAGCUCGACAUCUUUGCCGCCGACAUGGGACAGCUGGCCCUCGGCUUGGCUGCUGACGGUCUCGCCGGCCUCAUCCUCCGGGCCGUGGCCGAGUCCCAGCUGCCGAGCCUUCACGUGCUGCAUAGUCUGCCGUCCGACAUGGCCGUCAGCCUCAAGGAACACGCCCAAGCCCGCUUCCUCGAUCUGGUGCCGACGCGAAAGCAGCCGCUGCGGGACGCGCAGCACGUCUGUGUCGCCACCGGCUUCCUCGAUGUCGUCCGCACCAUCAUGCUCAGCCAGCAGCUGCAGCAGAAACGCCAGAAGCAGAGACCGAGGUCGCAGCCACCAGCACCACCACCGCUGCUGCUCUCGCCGGCCAUCCAGUCGGCCGCUGGCCUGCCCGCGCUCGAUUCUGCCGUCGUCGACAAGCUCGGCGAGCUGUGGUGUUUGCUGCAGGAACACAAAACGUCGACGGCAGCCGCCAUGGCCACCCGACAGAGCAUCAUCCAGGACUGGCUGCCGGCCCUGCUGUCGCUAGUCCUGCUACACCUACCGAGUCGAGGGCUGACGACGGCUGAUGGCCUGGGCCCGUCGCUACCGCGGACCAGCCGCGACCUGGACCAGGAGACGGUCAGCGCGGGCGCCUGCAUCGUGCUGGCGAGUCUGUGCAUCGAUAUCGUCCCGCUGGCCGACGAUCCGGCCGACGGCAACAGCAGCGGUCGUCUUGCCCUGCAGACCCGCCUGUUCGACACGGCCCUUCUGCUAGCCGACGGGCUGUCAGACGAGACGCGCCAGAGCUGCGUGCGCACGCUGCGGGACGUGUCGGCGAGCGUGGCUGUCCCCAACACCGUCGGGGCCGGCGACCUGUCGCCCGCGAUGGCGUAUCUGCUGUCCAGUCCGGCAUCGGCGUCCAUCUACUACCCGCGGCUGUAUCUCGAACGGAUGCCGGCCAUGUUUGGACGACCAGGCCCACAGCAGCAGCAGCAGAGUGGAACGUCUAGCCAGCCAACCACGGGAGCCGUGCGGCGCUUGGCCGGCUUUGCUGCACCGCCUGAACGCAGCCGACGGGUCCGAUUCGGCCUCAAGACUUGGGACGCUGUGUCCGAUCCGAGUCCAGCCGUGCAGGACAACGACACGGCCGUGAACCUGUGGCUGUUGGAGGCCACCAAGGUCGUCCGCCAGCGACGGCGGUAG
Molecule: messenger RNA, 2073 nt
Organism: Grosmannia clavigera kw1407
Lineage: Eukaryota; Fungi; Ascomycota; Sordariomycetes; Ophiostomatales; Ophiostomataceae
Exons: 2
Coding region: 1-2073 (690 amino acids)
Source: RefSeq, a predicted model, not a curated record